CCUCCCCAUCCAUCGCCUGAAUUCUUGUCCCUUCUGAACUCUACACUAACUACUCUGGACACUUCUGUAUUUCACUUUUUAUUUGCCUCACAGAUGUUUCUCUUUACUCUUCUUAUUUUUACCUGUAAGACUACUGAUGUGUCUUGUCAGAAAGACAAUGUAUGUGUGACCAACACCCCAUCUGUGUGACUGUGCUGUUCCUCCACAGAUGGGAGGGGGAAGUGGGUUGCACACAGACUGGUUGUGCCAAUUAAACAUUUCCCAUGUGUUGCAUGUAUCAAGGCAGGACAGGUGCAGCUUGUAGACCCCUCCUGAAUAACUUGCCAAUUGCUUUGCUGAACAUCCUUGCAUCCACUGUUCUCCGCUUCAUGUCAUGUUCCUCCUUCCAGUACUGUUCAAUUUAAUUAUUACUUCACAUAUGAAAUGUUUUCAUAGAGGAAAGGUAGGAAGGAUAUUGGCAAAACACAGUGGAAGUUCAUACUCCUUUCAUACUUCACUCUACAUCCAAAGUUGUAUCCUGAAUUAUUUAAGUUCCACUGCUUCUGGCUUUGUUUAAUUUUCCCUGCAUUCUCAUCAAGUUCGAUUUGUCCUCUGGGCUGUGCUCCAGAUACCUCUGGACAAACCUUAACCCUUUGUUGCUCAGCCUUGUAAUCUAUAAAACUCAUGGAAAAAACCCUACAGCUCUGUGUAUCUGUUGUGAGAGUACAUUUAACUCUUGUUGGUUGGCUGGAUGUGCUAGAGGAAACCAUCUGCAGAUUCAUUGAGCAAGGAAAAUUUUUGGAAGCUUGUGAACAAAUUCAUAAUCUGGAGCAUUCUGGAAAUGAUGGUAUGAAAACAUCUGAAUCAAUUUAUGUGCUACUGGCUGAACAAAUGUGGACUGUAGUGGGAGAAGCACUUGGUGGAAGUGACAGGAUGCUCCUGGAGCCAUUGCAGUCAGUGGGGGAAUCACUGAAGUGGGAGAAGCAGAAGGAAGUAGAGUGGCUUGGUAAUGGUCUAGAGACGGAGUCUGUUUCCACCUGGAGCCCAAACUUCUGGAGAAAAGAUCUGGAGGAAAAGCUAAUGCAAUACAUGACCGCUCAGAUCCCCCUGUUUGGUUCCUCUGCUAACACAGAUGAGACUGCACUAAAACAGCACCUGAAUAAUCUGGAAAUGACAUUUCUCCCCAGCCUGGAGCACAGGAGUGAUAUCUUCAAGGAAGCAGGAUUGCUCAUCACCUAUGCCCGCUGCUGUCAUGCCUCUUUGUGUUCUCACCUUGCCACACUUACUGACAGUAACAGUUUCAGUUUCAGCCAAAGUCUUUUAAUUUAUGAAUGGAGCAUUAAAAUGUACAAAAGUGGCAGCCAGGCAUGUGUGAGACCAGGGCACAUCCCCCAGCACAGCCUUUCCCUUGGUGCACAGUGCCUCGUGUGGAUUCUUUUGAAGACUGAAGAAAAAUUACUUGAAAUCGCACGGAAGGAAGUAGGGGAAGCGCUGAAAGAAGCCUUUGAUAUUGGGAAACCCCCUUGUGCAGAUGCUGCAGUCAUUGAGAUACUAACAGAGAAGACAGAGGCUGCCAGGCGUGUCAGCGAGAGCCUGAGCGAGAAGGUGGAAGCUGAGUGCCUGGAGGAGUACCUGAAGUUCCUGGAGAGCUAUGAAGAUGAAGUAAGAAGCUUUCUCCAGCUUGACAGCUGCCCGAAGAUCUGCAGCAGCUUACGAAUCCUGGAGAAUUGCUGUCUUCUCAGAACUGUCUGGCAUAAGCUAAUAUACAUUUGCAGUGUCAGCACUGAGCAGAAUAUUAAGGUAAAUGGAUUUCUACACAGGAUGGAAGAUGACAUUAUGGAGCAUUUUCUGCAGACCAUCACUUCUAAAGUCAAGGAAACACUGAAGGACCACUUCAAAAAGUGUGACAGUGGUUUUGACCACAUCCUUGAAUCCUUAAAUCAAAGCUUUUUGACCUUCGGGAAGAAAAAAACAGAUACAUAUGAGGCCCUCAUCAAGGCUGUCAAUGCCAUCAUUAUCACAGAAUACAUGCAGGCCCUGCUGACCACUCCCAGGAAACCAUCUGCUAUGCAGAGGAGGAGGAUUGUCAACAAGAUAGAAGAAGAUCAUAGGAUGAUGCAAGCCAUCUUUAAAGAGUGCUUAGGUCCUGCAGCUGGUUCUCUCAAGGAUCCCGUAAAAGCAAUUUUAGAACUUAUUCAAACUUCUGAUCCUGAGGGGAUGAAAAUAGCACUUCUGCCCAUUCUAAAAGAAUUUCCUGACCUCAGGAAGGAACAUCUGAGUGCAGUGCUGGACAUCAAAGAUGUGCUCAGCCGAGAGGACAGAGCUGCUCUCUUGAAGACAUUUCACGAUAAUUGCAGGGAAUCAGAAACAGAAGCAAACUUGCUUUUUGCAGAUAUAGAAGUAAAACCUAGAAAAUAUGGACUCUGUGGCUGCCUCUGCUGUUAGCAAAGGCCUGCUGGGGAAGACAUGAGGCUUUGCUCCCCUGUGACAGUGUCUGCAAGCUCCUUGAAAUCUUCACAUGCAGCUGGAUGCAUGGAGAAGCCUAUCAGCCAUGGAAGACAAAAUUCCUGCACUUUUGUGGCAAAAACAUGUGGGUCAAAUCCUAAUCAUAAGAUUAAAUGUAAAUUUAAUCAAUUGUAAAUCCUGGAUGUAAAAUCCAGGAGUAAGAUGAAAUGGAUAUGGUAGAAAGACAUUUCUUCAAAACCUCCUAGAGAUUGCCAUGCAACUGAGUCCUGGUGGUUAUUCUCAGGAUGUGGCAAGAGUGGAGGAGGAAGGUUUCACCUCACCAAAUUCCUCUCUGUUUCCAUGCCUUGUUCCAUGACAUCUCUAAGGAAACCAAGGACUGCUGUACCACAUGGUGUCCCAUCAUUGCAACCUCACAAGGGAUCCAAGACCUCUGUUAGGGAAUAUUGCCUGGCUGACUGUGCUGGCAAUGCCUGCAGGUCUAGGCACCUCAAUUUACCCCCCAAAGCCUGACCUGCACCAGGAGGGUGUAGACAAAGCUGCCUCGUCCCUCUCUCAUGAAGGCUGUGACUUGCUUUGGGGGCAGCCUGCCAUGGUGAGGUGUGGGAUGGAGAGUUCUUCCUGUAUGAGUUUUACAGCUGGUUCAGGAACAUAGUCUUGCAUUAAUUUUUAUACCUCAGUUACUGGAAAUUUCCUCUUGGAGAGGGAGGGGAAAAACCUCAUGGGAAGCAGGCAGUAAAAGGAGCUAUUUGUCCCAGCCUCUGGGCAAGGUCUCUGCUAGUUUUCACAUGUAAAUGGGCAGUUCCAAAGGAAAAACACUGACUUCUUCCUGGUUAUCUAUGGAGUGGUCACAGCUGCCAAGCUGGAUGUGGUUCAAGGCCCUCCUUUGCUAUUGUGUGAAUAUAGGCCAUUACUGCUCCUCUCUGACAACAUAACUGAGCAAAAAACUCUACCUCAGAUGGGCCAGUGUUUUUCUGAGCAGCCAUUCCCCCUCGAGUCUGCUUCCCUAACAAGCGGGAAAGUCUGUGCAAAACCUGUCAAUGUGUGUAGCAGCAGACAUGUCACGCCCUGGUACCAUGAGAAAUGCAGACCCAGCUGGGUGCUGCCACGUUCUGCAGUGCUGUGCCAUCACCCCAGGGGCACAGGUGCCCCAUCCCAGAGCCCUGUGUGCAGAUGGGGUCCUGUGAGCUAGAAAGGAGCCAGGACAGGUUUGUAAUUGUCAUUAGCUUUGUUCCUGGUGCAGUGCUGAGUUGCUCCAUCUCCAGAGAGUCCUCUGUGUGCUUUCAGGGCACCAGGAGACCUUGGCACUGCUACACUUCAUCCCUCAUGUCACUGAAGGGCAGGCCAUGCCUGCUUGCCCUUCCUGACUGCACAGCUGUUCAAAAGGCCAGUGCUGGUGUCCCUAACAUUUCAUAGCUGUCCACUGUAGCUUCAGUGAGAACUUCCCUGUGAUGUGGGAAGGCUGGGGAAUCUGGGGGACCCACAACCUGGCUGGGUGGGCGUGGGUUGGGCUGCAGGGUGGGAUGAGCACCUGCCUUCUGAAGGUUGCCAGCCCUGCUAGGCACUCUGAGCCAGUCACCCAUCCCUCCUGCUGAACUGCAUAUUUUUUCAAGGGUGGGGAGGGAUGUCAGACCUGAAUGACAGACCCUAUUGUGAUGGCAGGGUCAGGGUCAGCCUCUGCCAAUGGGGAUUUCAAGCAACAAGCCUUCCAGAGAAAAUAAAUGAAACCUUCUCUGACAUUUCCAUCACUGUCGGGCCAAAAAUAAUCUGUCAGCAUGUGGACAGCUCUGGCCAUGCACAUGUCGAUGUCUGUGUGUGUCUGCUGUUUGACAUCUGCAGCCAGACAAGGAUGCGUUCUGCUUGGAAUCAGCAGCUGGGAGCCCUGAGGGACACCAGGCUUGCCAUUGCUGUGUGCAGAUCAAUGAGGUUUUGUAGCAGCAAGUUUUUGCACCAUGUGUGAAGCAUCCACUCAUCAAGAGACCAAAUAAAGACUUGACCCAUGAGGUUCAA
Messenger RNA from Cyanistes caeruleus (blue tit), 4452 nucleotides. RefSeq names its product exocyst complex component 3-like protein 2. Gene Ontology annotation, cellular component: exocyst. Gene Ontology annotation, biological process: exocytosis; exocyst localization. The record is from RefSeq and is a predicted model, not a curated record. Lineage: Eukaryota; Metazoa; Chordata; Aves; Passeriformes; Paridae. Gene Ontology annotation, molecular function: SNARE binding.